Molecule: messenger RNA, 1113 nt
Organism: Miscanthus lutarioriparius
Lineage: Eukaryota; Viridiplantae; Streptophyta; Magnoliopsida; Poales; Poaceae
Source: the annotation of a GenBank genome assembly
AUGAUCAUAAUCAGGGUUCUUUGCAAGUUCUUCAUGCAUGGAGCUUGCUUGAAAGGAGAGUACUGUGAAUUCUCCCACGACUGGAGUGAUCAAGCAAAUAAUAUUUGCACAUUCUACCAGAAAGGUGCAUGCUCGUAUGGUAGCCGUUGCAGAUAUGACCAUAUCAAAGUUUCUCGUAACCCCAUAGUGCCACCACCGCCGCCAACGUCAAGUGCUGCAAGACGUGUCUCAUCUACUUCUCUUCAACCUUUAAGUUACAGUCAUCCACCUCACACGGGGCACCAAACUGAUUCAAGCAACCAAAGACAUCAGAUAUCUGUGGAUGUGUUGGCACAUUCUGCCAGUAAGCCUGCAUGGAGAAAUGAUUUUCAACAUGACAUUGUUUCAGAUGAUGGAAUUGACUGGUCCUCUAAUCGAAAUUUGCUAAACGAGACGUCAUUGAAACCUGCGGAUCUGCCUAUUUGUUCUUUUGCUGCUGCUGGUAAUUGUCCUUAUGGGGAAGGGUGCCCUCAAAUGCAUGGAGAUCUGUGUGUAACCUGUGGAAAAAUGUGCUUGCAUCCUCAUCGUCCUGAUGAGAGGGAGGAGCAUAUCAAGGUAUGUGAGAAAAAUCACAAACGCCUUGAAGCUCUGAAACGCAGCCAAGAAAUAGAAUGCAGUGUAUGUUUGGAUCGUGUGCUUUCAAAGCCUACUGCUGCUGAAAGGAAGUUCGGACUGUUAUCUGAAUGUGAUCAUCCUUUCUGUAUUGCAUGCAUUAGAAAUUGGCGUAGCAAUUCUCCUGCAUCUGGUAUGGAUGUGAACUCAGCACUGAGGGCUUGUCCAAUAUGUCGGAAACUUUCAUACUAUGUCAUUCCAAGUGUGCUGUGGUACUUCUCAAAGGAAGAGAAAGAGGAGAUCACUGAAAGCUACAAAUCCACGCUCAAGUCUAUUGAUUGCAAGUACUUCGACUUUGGGACUGGCUCAUGCCCCUUUGGAACAAGUUGUUUCUACAGGCAUGCCUACAGAGAUGGCCGCUUGGAAGAGGUUGUACUGCGGCAUCUUGAUGCUGAUGAUGGAAGUACAGUAAUUGCAAAAAGUAUCAGGUUAUCAGACUUCCUCAGUAGGAUGCAUCUUUAG